Messenger RNA from Monoraphidium neglectum, 405 nucleotides. RefSeq lists its product as hypothetical. NCBI's taxonomy places the organism in Eukaryota, Viridiplantae, Chlorophyta, Chlorophyceae, Sphaeropleales, Selenastraceae. The transcript is spliced from 2 exons. The record is from RefSeq and is a predicted model, not a curated record. The coding region runs from base 1 to 405 and encodes 134 amino acids.
AUGAAAAACCAGCUGCUCUACCUGGGAGAGCUGCGCCGCAUCGUGCGCAAGCAGCAGCAGCGCCUGGUGCGCUCCUGGGUUGCGGCCGCGGCCCGGCUCAGCGCCGCGGUGGCGGCGGGCAGCUGGGCCGGCAUGCAAGCCGCGCUGGGCGGCUUGGACAGCGUCCUGAGGCGCUGGCAGGUGGUCGGCACUGUGCAGGCCGUCGCAUGGGUCGGCUGCGUCACGCCGCAGCAGAUGGUGCGGCUGUGCGUGCGCGCGUUCCCGUUUGCGCCUACGGGGGACGAGCUGCUCGACCACCUCAUGCUGGCCAGCGAGGCCGCGGGCGCCGCCGACGCGGCCGAAGCUCGCGGCGCUGCCCCCCAUGCGUGGCCCGACGGCGCGUACGGCGGCCUGCCGUCGGCGUGA